Molecule: messenger RNA, 3141 nt
Organism: Anastrepha obliqua
Lineage: Eukaryota; Metazoa; Arthropoda; Insecta; Diptera; Tephritidae
Product: ATP-binding cassette sub-family G member 1
Exons: 12
Coding region: 671-2542 (623 amino acids)
Cellular component (GO): plasma membrane
Molecular function (GO): ATP binding; ATP hydrolysis activity; ABC-type transporter activity
Source: RefSeq, a predicted model, not a curated record
CUUAGAAGUCAGUCGGCUAACGCCAUUGGAAUAACGCGGAAUUAUUAACUACUAUAGUUCGAGAAUUCGGAAGUAAUUUCUAUCUUCUGUACCAAUUUUCCAGUGUUCUUCUGACUUGAUUGAAAAAUUGUGCGAUUUUUUAAAUGUAAUGAAAUGUAAAGUAUCCUGCAGUUCAUGAUUGGUGUGUCAUACAUAAGUAUAAAGCAAAGAAGGGAAAGGAUCUGCAAAUUUGAUAAGGCGCCGAAAUUUUAAUGUAAGGUAGAGAAAAAAAUCGUUUUCAAAGUCAGUUCUGUUUCUACUGCCGUUACCACCGCCAAUGCGCAAUGAACCAGCAAACAAACAAAUACAAAUUUGCAUACAAUUAUAUACUCGUUUAAACAACUAUAUAUGUGUGUAUGUAUGUAUAUACAUAUGUAUAGCAUAGCGACACAUAAAACAAAAUACAACAAAAGUGUUAAAAGUGUAAUGUGAUUAAGAAAUAUUCAACGCAAUGAACUGACAAUUAAAUUCAAUUAAAAGUGCAAAUAUUCUGUGAAAUUCUGAACAACUGUGAUCAUACAUAAGAAAUACAAUAAUAGCAAUAAAAAAGAAAUAGUUGAAAUAAAAGUGUAAUAAAAAAUAAAAUUUAAAAAAUUUCUAACAACGAGUACAUCAAAAAAUCAACGCUAAAAUGACGCUAGAACCACAGGGCAAGCUGCUGAAAGAGCACGUCAAACCCAUUGAUAUACAAUUUAAGGAUCUUAGCUAUCAAGUAACCGUGCAAAAAGCGAAAAAAACCGUAUUGAAAGCAAUUUCUGGUACUUUUCGCUCUGGCCAAUUGACUGCUAUUAUGGGCCCCUCAGGGGCGGGUAAAUCGAGUUUGAUGAAUAUUUUAACAGGUCUCACUAAAAGUGGCGUUAGAGGUACAAUAAACUUCGGUGACACACCCACCAAGUCGCGCAAACUUUGUUGUUACAUAAUGCAAGAUGAUCAUUUCCAUUCGUGGUUCACGGUCGAGGAGACAAUGCUGCUGGCGGCACAAUUGAAAAUAUCUAAUGCCUCUAUGAAUAUGAAGGAGAAAAAAGUACUGAUCGAACAUUUAUUGGACACCCUGAGGCUAUCACAAACUAAAUAUACUCGUGCUGGAAAUUUGUCUGGAGGCCAGAAAAAACGUUUAUCAAUUGCAUUAGAAUUAAUUGAUAACCCAGCUGUGCUAUUUUUGGAUGAACCAACAACCGGUUUGGACAGCUCAGCUUCUGCCGAUACCAUACAGCUACUGCAAACACUGGCCAAUGAAGGCCGUACAAUCGUUUGUACUAUACACCAGCCUUCGUCACAUAUUUACAGUUUAUUUAACCAAAUUUAUGUGCUGAGUCAAGGGUAUUGUACGUAUCAGGGAACGCCGCUGAAUACAAUUAACUUUCUGAAAACGAUCGGUUUGGAGUGCCCAACAUAUCAUAAUCCAGCAGAUUUCUUGUUGGAAUGCGUGAAUGGCGAUUAUGGUGAUCACACCGAUGAACUGGCAAUCGCCGCCAGACAGUGCAAAUGGCUAUAUGAUUACGAUACGGAUCCACAACAGUUAGACGGCUUAGAUGACGGAUUAGAUGGUGUACAAAUUGUCAAAAUGUCAGAGUCCCAGCGAGUAGCGGAAAAAUCACGCUCACCAUCGAUAACACCACCAUUGGUUGCUACAAAACCUUUGGUUGUUACUAAACAUGUGUACCCGCCGCCCGAAUGGGUGCGCCUAUGGCUGUUGAUUGGUCGUUGUCAUGUGCAGUUCUUUAGAGAUUGGACGAUGACCUAUUUAAAACUGGCUAUACAUAUUGUAUGUGCAGUUCUGAUAGGCCUUUUAUAUGGCGACUCUGGUUCAAAUGCGACUAAACAGAUAGCAAAUUUAGGUUCAUUUACAAUACACAAUACAUAUCUAUGGUACACGACUAUGAUGCCGAGCCUAUUGAGAUUGCCCCAAGAAAUCAACAUAAUCAAAAAGGAAACAUUCAAUAAUUGGUACAAAUUAAGAACCUAUUAUAUGGCAACAAUAAUAACGUCAACGCCAGUGCAUAUCAUAUUCUCAACGGCGUACAUCACAAUCGCCUACUUUAUGACUGAACAGCCAUUCGAAAUUGAACGGUAUGUGAAAUUUUUGCUGUCGGCGGUGGUGGUAACGAUAUGUGCUGAUGGAUUCGGUGUGCUGAUCGGCACUAUAUUAAAUCCCACGAAUGGCACAUUUUUUGGCGCUGUAUUGAGCAGCUUCAUGUUGAUCUUUUCCGGAUUUCUCAUACUACUCACGCACAUGUCCCGCUUAAUGCGUAUGCUUUCGUAUUUCUCGCCGAUUCGUUAUGCCCUGGAGGGUAUGGUAUUGGCGAUAUAUUCGAAUAACAGAGGGAAUAUUGUGUGCCCGAUAGAUGUCAUGUAUUGCCAUUUCAAAAACGCCAACACAGUGCUACGCAGUUUCGGCAUGGAGAACGGAAAUUUCGGAAUGAAUAUAUUGGCUAUGAUUUUGCAGUUGUCGGUUUUUAAAGGAUUAGCUUACAUUUUGCUUAAGCGUAAGGUUCGAGCGUAAACUUUGUUUUUAUGAAUAUACUGUAGAAUUAUAAAAGAAAAAAUUACAUAUUUAAGAGUAUACAUAUGUACAUAAAUAUAUCAAUUUAUUUUAUGGAACAUAAAUAGAUACGUUAUCGGGGUCUUAUGUAAGGUUUAAAAUUAGUAAAGUUAAUUAAGUAAUAUUUAAAAAGUCAAAAUAACGUCAAUAUAUGUAAAAAAUAUUGUCGAACUAGCCAAAAAUUAGUUAAAACUUGAAACGAUAUUCUAAAAAAUGGUGCCUGUAGGAAUAUGCAACUCAUAUUCCAAGCCAAUCAGAUAAACAUACGCACAUAUGCAAUACAAACAACAUACAUUAUUAACUAUUUAGUAGCUAAAACUGCAUCAAAAGCUUUUAAACUCAUAUUGUUAUAAAUAUUUACAAAUGCACUAAAUACUUAAAUAAUAUGAACGAAACAAAACAUAUUUGUGAUAAUAUUAUAGUUUUUAAAUUUACGUAAAAUUUAAGUUAAAUAAAUUUUUACAAAUAUACUUACAUAUAUUUAUAACAUUUACCCAACGUACCAACGUAAAUAUUGAAUAAGAAUGAAGAGAGAGAAAAAUUAUCAUACUUAGCACAAG